This is a messenger RNA of Phytomonas sp. EM1, 1314 nucleotides long. Lineage: Eukaryota; Euglenozoa; Kinetoplastea; Trypanosomatida; Trypanosomatidae. The record is from the annotation of a GenBank genome assembly.
AUGUUCUCUUGCAGUCGUGUGGGGCGGACGGUUAGACUCGUAUCCCUCACGUUGGUGGAGUCCCCGGCAACGGGUACGGCAUCGCUCAAUCUGCACCUCUCCCGCUCUAACCCAGCCCUUGCCUACGGCUUCAAACUCAAAGCCGACAGGACGCGGAUCGACGAGGAGGCCACCCCGGCUUCCACCACGGCCGCUCCACGGCGUUACCGUUUAGUUGAAAUCCCGUCGUUCGUGCACGCCGCGUCGCGUACGGUCGCGGCGCUUUUCCCCAAUUCCCGCGUUUCCGAAGAGGGGGCCGUCUACCUCAGUGCGGUGAACGGCUACACCGUGGCUGAUGCCAAGGGCAUGAUGCGCGCGCUCGUGGAGGGGAAGGACCACGCGGUGCAGCUCACCGUUGAGGGGAUGCCAGUCCUGCCCCAAGCGCGGGGCAAGAAAGCAGCGAAGGGGCCCACCGAUGAUGCGGAAACGGUGGUUUCAGAAACGGAGUCCGGGCGGAAAGCGGAGGGAAAGCCCGUUAAAAAGGGCCGGAGGAAAAUCACGAAGGCAAAAACUAAGUUGAAGGAGCGAAAGCCACGCCAAAAAGCGCCAUCGGAAGUCGCCAAAGAUACGACGAAGGCGAACCCAACGACCUCUGAUGCGAUCGGUGACAGCAACACCAACAUGACGUCCGAGUUGUUGGGUAAACGCAGUUCUGACGCUACUGCAAGUGCGGCUUCGGAUGGUGGACGUUCCACCCCCCAAACGCCCAAAGGCCGGAGAGGCAGGCCCUCAAAACGCGAGAGUGCGGAGAAGAAAGGGGAGACCGAGGAGAACUCGCCCGCGGAGGUGCCCCCCACGACCGCGGUCGAUUCCCAUGAGGCCUCGCUCGAAGCGGAGGCCAUCGACGGCACGGCCGACGGUGGGGCCGGCAACCCCCUCCUAGACAGCACCGCAGCCAUCAUUCAGCUUACCCAGAGGCUCUCCACGCUCGCUCCGCCUCCCGAGACCGCGGGAGAGGGGCCUACGAAGGGAAAGGCGCGUGGUAAAGCGAAAGCAACAGACCUGCCGACGGAGGAGGGCACGGCCUGGUUUGGCAAUCUGGCCUCCAAGGGUGGCGAGGGAAAGGCGCGUGAAAAGCCACCCAAGAGACCUGCAGAUGGCUCGAAGCCAGCAAAGGCCCGCCAGGCAUCCUCUGGGGCGUGGAAUGACGGUGAGGGGGAGGGGAAUGCUACUGCGAAUAGAUCGCACGUCAGGAGGCGUGGUACCAAGGGCGAUGCUCCCACCUCCGACGAGGAGGGACCUGAUAGUAGUGAAUCGUUUACGAUGGAAUUAUAG